Penicilliopsis zonata CBS 506.65 is the source of this 1557-nucleotide messenger RNA. RefSeq lists its product as hypothetical. Gene Ontology annotation, cellular component: membrane. Gene Ontology annotation, biological process: lipid metabolic process. The transcript has 2 exons. Lineage: Eukaryota; Fungi; Ascomycota; Eurotiomycetes; Eurotiales; Aspergillaceae. The record is from RefSeq and is a predicted model, not a curated record. Gene Ontology annotation, molecular function: oxidoreductase activity, acting on paired donors, with oxidation of a pair of donors resulting in the reduction of molecular oxygen to two molecules of water. The coding region runs from base 1 to 1557 and encodes 518 amino acids.
AUGGGGAUAAGCAACAAUUCCGGCGCUGGAAGAGACCAGAUUCUGUCUGCCGAGCAUAUCAAAGAUCUGAUUGCCAAUGGCCAGUCGAUUGUCAUCGUGGACCACCAGGUCCUGCGUCUCGACGCUUGGCUCCCCUACCAUCCGGGCGGGUACAAGCCCAUUGAGCAUUUCAUUGGCAAGGAUGCCACAGAUGAGUUUAGAGUGAUGCAUUCCGCCGAAACCCGCCAGCUGCUCCAUCGGUACCGGAUUGGACGCAUCGAAGGGCGCUGGGAGAACCUCGUCCCCCCCAUCCAGGCGAGCGCCGGGGGCUCCAUGAACGAGCACGCCGCGCCUCUCGAGGGCCCUGCCCGACUGUCCCCCGGGCGCAACAGCCCCGAAGAGCUCGCCUUCCUGAACGCUCAGACCAAAGAGGAGAUCAGCCUGACCCUGGACCGGUACCCCUCACUGGACGUGCCGACCCAGGCGACCAUCAUCGAGCGGUACCGGCAGCUGUACGCGCAGAUCCAGGCCGAGGGGCUGUACGAAUGCCGGUAUACCGCGUACCUGUGGGAGUUUGCGCGGUGCGGCCUGCUGUUCGCCAUGGCGCUCUGGUUCCUGCGCAUCGAGUGGUACUGCCCCAGCGCCGUCUUCCUCGGCUGGUUCUGGUCGCAGAUGGUGUUUGCCGCACACGACGCCGCGCACAUGGCCAUCACGCACGACUUCUUCAUCGACAACCUCAUCGGGAUGAUCAUCGCCGCCCCCAUCGGCGGCCUGUCGCUGGGCUGGUGGAAGCGCACGCACAACGUCCACCACCUCGUCACCAACUCGCCCGAACACGACCCGGACAACCAGCAUCUCCCCUUCCUGGCCGUCAACCACCGCUUCCUCGGCAGCCUCUUCUCCUCCUACCACGAGCGCCUGAUGCCCUACACGGCCUUUGCCCAGCGCCUGGUCCCUUACCAGGCCUACCUGUACUACCCCAUCCUCAUGCUCGGCCGCUUCAACCUGUACCUGCAGUCGUGGCUGUUCCUGGCCUACGGCCAGGGCCCGCGCAAGGGGCUCGCCUGGUGGCACCGCUACUUCGAGAUCCUCGGCAACCUCGUCUUCUGGGCCUGGUUUGGCUACGGCAUCGUCUACCGCUCGCUGCCCACGGCCGGCACCCGCAUUCUAUACGUCCUCCUCAGCCACGCCGUCACCAUGCCGCUGCACGUCCAGUUCACCCUCUCGCACUUUGCCAUGUCGACCGUCGAUCUGGGGCCCGCCGAGUCCUUCCCCCAGCGCAUGCUCCGCACCACCAUGGACGUCGACUGUCCCGAGUGGCUGGACUGGAUCCAUGGCGGCCUGCAGUUCCAGGCCAUCCAUCACUUGUUCCCGCGCGUCCCCAGGCAUAAUCUGCGCCGUGUGCAGAAGCUGGUCAUGGCCUUCUGCCGCGAGGUCGGUAUUCCCUACGCCCUGUACGGCUUUGUCGGGGGGAAUCGGAAGGUCGUCGGCAGUCUGGCCGAGGUGGGAAGACAGGCUGCCAUCCUGGCCGAAUGUAAGAGGGUUGUCGCGGGGAGAAUUGGCAAACAUACCCAUUGA